UGCCCUGAGCUCUGCACCACCACCACCAUCUACACAUCGGCGGGCCUUGGUUAACGCCAAUAUUGAACAGCCACUCGUUGAUGUGUGCUACAGUUUACCCACCACCGACGACGACGACAGUUGAUUCUUCACUUCCUCUCGAAGCACUGCGUUCCCAGAUUGGAUGAGCUAGCCACGUCCCGUGGCGCCGCAAUCUCACCGUCUUCCCUGAUUCACUCGACCGAGGCUGGUUCCACCGCAAGCGUGCUCAGUGCUGGAGAUGCCUUUGUUAUCAAAUUCCGUAGACUGGUUACCGAGCCAUUCAGUUCCUUAAGUGACACUUCCGCAGGUGUGAACGAACCGGAAUCAAAAUCGUCCCACUCUCUCAUGGUACCGUUCUUGCUAUUAAAAUCGAGCUUUCUGGAUUCGUUGUCUGCUCUUGUGGACAAACUGCUUCUACAGAUGCGUCAACUGGAAUGUAUGCCGAUUCGACACUGGGACGAGUUGAUUGCUGCCACUUUGGGUUCUGUCAGUGGGACUGGCGCUUUGCAUGGUAGCACGCCGGGCUACACUAUUGCAUUGGUAGCUGAAUUGCUCAAAGUGCUCGAGCCAUUGAAUAAGCUUUCCCGCCGGCAACAAUACAAAUUGUUGCAAAUCCUGUUACACACGUGCGUCCGCUUACGCCAACUGGUGCUGCAGCGAACUGACUGCACGGUUCGUGCUCAAGGCCAAUUCGGAUCGAUGCUCCAUCAACUGAUUGGCGUGUCUGUUUCACAGAUUCGCGAAUUUCUUACGACCACGUUGGACGUUCUCGCUGAGUAUCCCAUAUCGGAUCAUCAGUCCGCUGUGUACUUGCUCAAACGAAUGUGCACUCCCGUGUGCCCCAUGGACGUCGACCACUCGGUCUUUCCCAUCAGUCUGGAUGUGUGGCGUGGACACGAGGACUACCUGCUCACCCGAUCUCGUUCGGAAUUACUGAACUCCGAUGCACGUGGCCUUGGCCCACGGAUCCAGAACGUGAUUCAUUACAUUUGCACGGGGAACAAUUUGACCACUGACAUGGGUUUGGAAACAGUGUGCGAAGGCCAAAUCCUGAUGCCACAGCUGCUCCUGUACGAUGUGUACACCCAAGUGUGGUGUGCCAACCCCAAUAACACAAACAAACCAAUGCGACUCAUCUAUCGCAUUCCUGGUCUGGAGUCGGAUAAUUUGCCCUACUUGGAGCACUUGGCGACGGAUCAAGUGCCACCAGAGCAAUACAUGCACAUUGGUGUCUUGGCCACACAUCCACACGGGCUCACAGACCUUUUCCGUCGUCUUACCAUAGUUCAAGAUCCCUUCCAGGGUAGGGAUUUGCUCGAUGUGAUCUUGCACAUAUUGAAGUACUGUUUGAAAACGCCAGAAUUCUUCGAACGCCUAACUGAUCUAGAUUUGAGGUCCAUUCCUAUCCUACUCAAUGUGUUGCUCAUGUGUCUCCAAGCAGACCGGUCCCGACCGGACAACGCUUCUUUCGAUUUACACGAGGAUAUCACCGGAAGGCUCAUUCGGGUACUUGAGCCAAUACUACAGUUAGCUGAUGAGCUCGAUUCCUCGUCGCCUGAUGCCAAAGACUCCAAUGGGAGAGUAAUACCGAAAGGAGAUUUCAACUGUUUCCAACAAUUGCUGCAAUGCAUGUCUGCACAGCCUGAUGUGCCCGUGGUGAAAAAUGAUGUGGCUCGACUGUUAGGUUUGUUGGCUUUUGGCGAUGCAUCGAAAAUCGAGACGAUUGUCGACUUUCUCAAAGCGCAUUUGAGUGUUAUCAGUCCCUCGGCCGAGUACUCCCAGUUGGAAUCAGCCCAGUUGGCCUGCUGUUGCUCUCUCAUGGUUUUUAUACAGCGACAAAUCCGCAACGGUGCGUUACUCCGACGUCAGAUUGUGGAAGGAGCAGGAGUUUUGCAGACGUGUCUGCAUUUCUUGUGGGACACUGUACCCCCCUGUGCACUGGAAUUGGAGAAAGGCACUGCGCUGAAUACAAACGACCCAGAGAUAGCUGCUUUUCUAUCUCUACCAGCGUUGCCUUACGUUCUUCAAGGCCUACGCGCCUGCCUAAGCGGAGAUCAAGACUCUGAAUGUUUAUCUCAGUCGUCAGAUUAUCAAUCACGCCAACCCGGUCGACCUGCAGUGACGGCGGAUCGGUUGUUACAUCUGUUUCAUCUACUGGAGAUGAGCAAGUCAGCUGGUCGCGUGGGUCUUCUGGACGAAGACAUGCUCACGGAAUGGUGCUCGAGCAAACAAACCGUAGGCUCGCGUUUCAAGCAUCUGGCUGUCGCGGAUUCGCCUCCCCGAAGCGUCACGAUGGCCUCUGUUAUCCAGCGUUUACGCAAAUCCACUUCUCUAAGAACGCGGCGUUUAGCAUUUAGCAUGCGUCAACGUCAAUUGCAAAGCUUGAAUAUGCGAGUGGACGAGAAAGGCCAGGUUGCUGUUACCGAGUCCGAUCGAUUAGCCAACAUGACUUCAGCACUCACCGAAGAAACCGGGUUUGGCUUGCGCAAUUAG
Messenger RNA from Dicrocoelium dendriticum, 2514 nucleotides. The record is from the annotation of a GenBank genome assembly. NCBI's taxonomy places the organism in Eukaryota, Metazoa, Platyhelminthes, Trematoda, Plagiorchiida, Dicrocoeliidae.